Molecule: messenger RNA, 369 nt
Organism: Echinostoma caproni
Lineage: Eukaryota; Metazoa; Platyhelminthes; Trematoda; Plagiorchiida; Echinostomatidae
Source: the annotation of a GenBank genome assembly
AUGGUGCAGGGUGGAAAUAAAACUCGCAGGACUACAAGGAAGGGUGUUGCUACACGGGAAUACACUAUUCAUCUGCACAAGCGAAUCCAUGGCAUUGGUUUCAAGAAGCGUGCUCCCAGGGCGAUCAAGGAGAUAAAAAAGUUCGCGAAAAAGAUGAUGGGCACUGAGGACGUCCGCAUUGGUGUUCGUCUUAAUGAGUUUAUUUGGUCGAAGGGCGUACGCAAUGUCCCAUAUCGUGUUCGCGUACGACUGGCUCGCAAGACCAACGAGGACGAGGAUAGUCCACACAAAUUCUACACCUUGGUCACUUAUGUUCCCUGCACGGACUUUAAAGGCAAGCAGAUCAUCAAUGUGGAAUCAGCCGAGUAG